AUGUCAGGUGACCUUGAGGCGCCGCAGUGGCUGGAAACGAUGAGGAAGGAAGUUCUUGCCUCCAAGGAGUGGGAAGGGUUGUUCCAAGUCGCACAGCACCUGGCUAAGAAGCACCCCAACGUGAACGGAGAGGAAGGGUGGGCAAAGUUGAGCCUUGAGGAGAAGGAGACGGUCAUUUCUCUGGUGGAGGAUAAGGUCAGGAAGGAGCCCAAGUUCUCUGAGUUCAACCAGCAUCUCAGCAGGUAUGUAGACAGAGUUCUGCAGGAGCAAGUCGCGUCCGUCGCCUCCAGCUCUCCGCACUCGGGGGGCGGUCGAGACGUGCCUUCCAACCGCCGGUUGAACCUGGACCACCACCAGCUCAUGGAGGUGGCCGGAGAUGGAGCAAGCUCCCUGCUGGCAAGGUGGCCGGAUCAGUGGCAGGAGCUCAAGGUGGUCGGGGUCAGAGGGCUCCCGCACCGGCUAAGGAACGAGCUAUGGAAGCAAAGGCUGUGCGACGUGAAGGAGAGGUCCUCCUUCUUAUCGCUACAGGCUGGGAACAGGCUCUACGUGCUCUCCGACCGCGACCCGGAAGUCUCAAAGCACCUGAGGUCUGUGAUGGACUCGGAGUUCGGGUCCUACGACCUGGUGUCACUGCAGGUGCCCUGCAAGUCAGUGCUGUCGUACCUUCACAAGAAGCUCGGGGGUCCUGUUGAGAAUCCCCUACAUGCCAUCGUUAUCGUGCUGGUGUGGUCGAUCAGCCAGGCUGAGCCCGAGGUGCCUGUGACGGUCACGCUAGUCGAGCGGUCGCUCACGCUCCUGGACGAGGUGCAGUAUGAACAGCUGUUCGAGAUCGGAUCGUACCUCCCCCGCCCACAUGGGCUGUACGACAAGACCGUCAAGGCGGCAUGCGAGCUGCUGGAGCAGGCGAACCCCGAGCUCUACAAGCUCUUUCUGAGCUGCACGGGGAACGAGGACCAGCAGGACCCGCAGAAGGACGAGAUGACUCUGUUCACAGAGAGGCUGGAGCUGUGGAAGGGGAAGGGGAGGGACAGGAGGAGCAAGCAGAAACAGGAAGUGUGCGCUGCUCGCUCUUCCAAACAUAUCCCCUGGGACUUCACGGCAGUCGGAAGCAGCAGGAACGAAAUCUUCUUCCACCUGCUCCUCCCCGUCCUCCGAACUUUGUUCGCAGGGCACCUGACGAGCAUGGAAGGGACCAGCUGCUUGUGGGACUGUCUCCUGCUCUUUGGCCAAGAGGCCAUGCCGCCGCUCGCUGCUUCCUUCCUUCUAUGCCUGGAGGAGAGCGUGAGAGAGCUCGUCCCCGCCGGCUCUUCCCUGCGGGUGCUGGAGGCCGCCUUGAACUUGACGCAUGGGAUCGUGGACAUCAUGGAUGUCCAGACGGAGUUUGAAAGGCACUUCUGGAUCAAGAUGCGGAGCUCGAAUCAGCUGAGGAGGUCACGAGAGGACAUGCUCAAGUCUCUGAUUAUCAGGGAACGCCGGUCCUCAGGGCCGGCUGCCGAGCAGCAGCCGCACGCGCGGGUGAAGGAGGGCAAGACCAAGGAGCGAGCAAACUUGUCCUCAACGGAAACGCAGACAGACAUGGAUGUGACGGAGGAGCAAGACCCACAGCGGAUCCUUUCGGCAGAGGCGAUCCUGGCUCCGCUUGCUUCCUCCCAGGAGGUCGACGAGGCCCUGCCGUCACACAGGACGAAAGACGGGAGGGAGCCGGCGAAGCCGAUUCACAUCAGCGAGGCCCCUGCGCAAAGGGUGAAGGAUGUGCUGGAGCUGUGGUAUGGACGGAAGAUCUUUUCAGUAACGGUCCCCAACUUCUCUGCCAGCGUGAAGAGGCUCUCCCUCCUCGCAGACAAGGUCAUCAACCUUCCUGAGAACGAGGAGCUGUUCUCAGCUGUGGUCCAGCACGAGAAGAAGAUCCCUUGCCCUGUCGCUCGCUUCCAGGGCAGCAACCUCAGGCUCCCCAAGACCUCUAACGUGGAUGUCCCGCUCUUCCAGCUGCUCGCCAGCAAGUACCCUCGGCUCGAGAACGACUUCCGCAAGCCGAUGAUGAGGUGCGAGAUCAUCGACCCCAAGACGGACAAGAUGCACGAGUUCUACCUCGCUCCCCUCCGCAAGGGUGACGUCCAUGGCACCGAUGCAGUAUCGGAGGAGCUCAGCCAGCUGGGGAUAUUUCUCAGCUCGGAGCAAGUCAUCGAAAUUGCUCGCUGCCUCGAGAGCUACAGCGCCCUUCCCCCGCGGGAUGACGUGAAGAGGACGGACCCGCGAGCGGAGGGGAGGGAGGGGAGGGAGGGGAGGGAGGGAGCGCCAGGGAUAGACGAGAAGAUAGGGUUUGAUGUGCGUGUGGACGCAAAGCUGAACGAAGUCUUAGACGAGAUCAAGAAGGAGGACAUGAAAGUCUUGCUGGAACCCCCGGUGGGGAAGGAGGCGACGAAGAAGGUCAUUCUCAGCAAAAUGCAGUCAGACAUGGCGGCUGCUCUAAAGGUUUCCGCCGACUUCUUCCAUCCCCUGGAGCUCCACGAGAUGCAGAAUUACCUCAUGGCGGAGUUCAACCUCCACAGCCCCUACAACUCGUUCAAGAACAGGACGGCGAUGCAGAUCUACGACGAGCUCGUCGACCUGGUGGGGAACGCCUAUAGCAAGCUGAGAAGGACUGCGUCGUUCUCAAGAGUUCUGAGAACGAUCUUGCGAGGGCGUCCGCACGCAACUUUCACCAAGACAGCAGAGCAAGCUGCGAGCACUGAGAGACGAUUGAUGCAAGAUGUCAAACAGCCCCAGCUGAAGGAAGAUGUCAAACAGCCCCAGCUGAAGGAAGAUGUCAAACAGCCCCAGCUGAAGGAAGAUGUCAAACAGCCCCAGCUGAAGGAAGAUGUCAAACAGCCCCAGCAGAACUCUCCAUUGAGCUCGAAGGCUCUUGAUGCUAGCAGGCCUCAAAGCAGCAGCGAGCCUCCUUCUCAUCCUCCCUCCCGCUUGACUGAGCACUCGCCCCUGAGGUAUCCUCCUCCAUGCGACGCUUUCCGGCUGAGAGGUGACACCUGCUCCAGCACGACGAGCCCUCGACCUCCGGACGAGCCCAGCCAGAUCAAGUUCUCCAGGGAGACCAAAUUUUUUUACACUGUCGGUAAGGAGCGAAAAGGACCGUCGGACCUGGACGGCCUCAAGCAGCUCUUUUCUCAAGGCAUCGUCACCUCCUCCGCCUACAUCUGGUACAAGGAGAUAGGAAAGCAGUGGAUCCGUCUCAGAGAGGACACUCAGUUGCUAGAACAUCUCACCGCCUAG
Molecule: messenger RNA, 3267 nt
Organism: Guillardia theta CCMP2712
Lineage: Eukaryota; Cryptophyceae; Pyrenomonadales; Geminigeraceae
Exons: 5
Coding region: 1-3267 (1088 amino acids)
Source: RefSeq, a predicted model, not a curated record